Messenger RNA from Amphibalanus amphitrite, 1020 nucleotides. Its product is annotated as insulinoma-associated protein 1a-like. Bases 1 to 1020 code for a protein of 339 amino acids. The transcript has 2 exons. Gene Ontology annotation, cellular component: nucleus; transcription repressor complex. NCBI's taxonomy places the organism in Eukaryota, Metazoa, Arthropoda, Thecostraca, Balanomorpha, Balanidae. The record is from RefSeq and is a predicted model, not a curated record. Gene Ontology annotation, molecular function: DNA-binding transcription repressor activity, RNA polymerase II-specific; RNA polymerase II cis-regulatory region sequence-specific DNA binding. Gene Ontology annotation, biological process: neuron differentiation; negative regulation of transcription by RNA polymerase II; regulation of cell cycle process.
AUGUCACGUGACCUGUUCACCCGGCGUGACCCGACGCCGUACAGCGACGGGGAGCGGAGCGACCUCAGCUCGGAGCCAGAGCUUGACCGGCCGCCGCUACCCUACCUGCCGUACCCUGCAGCGUACCCCACAGCGUACCACGCCGCGUACCAUGCGGCGUACUCGACGGCGUACCAGGCGACGUACCCGGAGCCGUUCGGCGCGGCGGAGUACCCGGCUGAACAGGAGGAGCCGCUGAACCUGACCCUGCCGCGGCCCGAGUCGCCGCCGCCGGCGCCCGUCCGCUACAGCUACCUGGUCCGCCGCAGGGACGAGCACGGCGCCGAGCACGUCACCUACCUCACACCGGAGCGGGCGAGCGGCGCCGAGGGGGCCGGCGCAACGCGGCGGCGCAAACACCGCGCCACGCGCCGGCUGACCUUCGAUGAGGAGAAGAGCUCGCCCAUCUCUGGCACGCUGAUCCGCGACCUGGCUGAGGGCGAGACGGUGAGCGGCGACAUCGACCCGGCGCUCAACACCGUCGAGGUCACGGAACAGGCGCGAUCAGAGCUGGCCAAAAUCCCCAACCGGAUCGGCGAGUACGCCUGCACGCUGUGCCGCACCGUGUACGAGGACGCGUUCACGCUGGCGCAGCACCGGUGCCCGCGCAUCGUACACGUCGAGUACCGGUGUCCCGAGUGUGACAAGGUGUUCAACUGUCCGGCCAACCUGGCCUCGCACCGGCGCUGGCACCGGCCCCGCGCCGAGAGGACGGCCGAGCGGGCGGCGGCCGCCGCUCAGGAGGUCACCGACGACUCCCAGCCGCGCUGCUACCUCUGCGGCAAGGCCUUCAAGCGCGCCGCCGCCCUCAAGAAGCACAUCGAGUCGCACGCGGCGGAACGGCUCGGCGCGGCGCUGCCUGGUGGACGUCUCGACUACCUGAGCCUGUAUGCUGACCAAAAGAUGUCGCUAGCGCUGCCUGGCGCCGGCCUUCUGACGGUGGCACCAGAGGAGUUCCGGGAUCGGUCACCAGUCCGCUAG